Molecule: messenger RNA, 3710 nt
Organism: Coccinella septempunctata (seven-spotted ladybird)
Lineage: Eukaryota; Metazoa; Arthropoda; Insecta; Coleoptera; Coccinellidae
Gene: Klp31E
Product: kinesin-like protein KIF21A
Exons: 8
Coding region: 377-3469 (1030 amino acids)
Biological process (GO): microtubule-based movement; mitotic spindle organization
Molecular function (GO): microtubule binding; ATP binding; microtubule motor activity
Source: RefSeq, a predicted model, not a curated record
GCCGCUAGUUCUCUAUUCUAUUCUGAUCCUCAUCAGAGUGCACACCGUGGGAAGUUGCUAUAGGUUAAGUCUAUUCACUUGUUCACUUUCACUCUGGAGGAUCAACUAUUUAUUUACAUACAUGUGUUUUUGACAAUUGUCUAAUCGAACUGAGUCGCCCAUGAAAAAAUCGCGUCGAUCGAGUACAGAUACGUCAAAUUAUGAAAACACCUGAGAAAAAUUAUCGUGUCCACUUAUUUAUUUAUGUGAAAAUUAGUAAACAAUUGUGUCAUCAUGCUAAAUAGUAUUUGAUCUUCAAAUCGAGGUAGGUGUUUGAAUCUGUCGAGUCCGUGGACACAUGUGAGUCUUGUUGUGGUUCCCUAAUCUUUCUGGCGAGAUGGACGAAGAAGAUCUCACGGUCAGAGUGGCUGUCAGGAUUCGCCCGCAGAUUCCCCGGGAAAUCAUCGACAUGUGCCAUCUUUGCACAACAGUAACACCAGGAGAGCCGCAAGUUACUUUGGGAAACGAUAAGUCUUUCACUUAUGAUUAUGUCUUCGAUACAGAUGCUGGUCAAGAUGAAGUGUAUGAAAAAUGUGUGGCUUCCCUUGUUGAAUCAUCCCUCGAAGGGUACAACGCAACAGUAUUAGCAUAUGGGCAAACGGGUUCCGGUAAAACGUAUACAAUGGGUUCGGGAUUUGACGUGGAUGUGGGAAAAAGUCAAAUUGGAAUAAUACCAAGAGCUAUACACCACCUAUUCGACAGCAUACAAACUAGGAUCCAGCAAGCAAGGGAGAAUGGCGUUGUUGCGCCUGAAUUCAAAGUCUCGGCCCAAUUCAUGGAAUUAUAUAACGAAGAAGUCAUUGAUCUGUUCAACCCCGGCUACAACAAAGAAAAAGUUUAUAAGAUUCACGAAGAUCCUUGUGGGGGCAUCGUUGUCAAAGGAGUAACUUUCAAAAACGUGGUUUCUGCGGAUGAAGCACUACAGUUUCUCAGACUUGGCGCCUUAUCCAGAACUACAGCAAGCACACAAAUGAACACACAGUCUUCGAGAUCCCAUGCCAUUUUCACACUCCACAUAAAACAACAGAGACUGGUACCAUCGUCCGAUAGUAACAUAAAUGAAUUCGAAACUUUCACGGCGAAAUUUCAUUUUGUUGAUCUAGCUGGAUCUGAGAGAUUGAAGAGGACUGGUGCUACAGGGGAAAGGGCUAAAGAAGGGAUAAAUAUUAACUGUGGACUUUUAGCUUUAGGAAAUGUUAUUUCUGCCUUAGGUGAUAAAAGUAAAAAAGCCUCACACGUUCCUUAUAGAGAUUCCAAAUUAACGAGGUUAUUACAAGAUAGUUUAGGUGGUAAUAGUCGUACUGUGAUGAUUGCUUGUGUUAGUCCAAGUGAUAGAGACUUCAUGGAAACUCUGAAUACAUUGAAGUACGCCAAUAGGGCACGUAACAUCAAGAAUAAAAUUGUUAUUAACCAAGAUAAAAGUUCUAAAACUAUAUCAUUGCUUAAGCAACAAAUAGCACAACUACAACUGGAGAUAGUUGAAUAUAAACAAGGCAAACGAAUUGUAGGGCAAGACGGUACUGAAAUGGUAAACGAUAUGUUUUAUGAAAACAACAUGCUUCAAUUAGAAGUCAAUAACCUAAAGACGAGAGUAAAGGCUAUGCAAGAUACCAUUGAUUCGUUAACGUUGAAAAAUACAAAUUUAUUAGCUGAAAAGGCUACUGGAGCUUGGAUAGGAAGCGGAAAUGACAAUGACGUCGCUUGUAUGGUUCAGUCUUACUUGAAAGAAAUAGAAGAAUUGAGGACCAAACUGAUGGAGUCCAACAAUAUCUGCGAACAACUGAGGAAACAACUAGCAAGAGCACAUAGCUCCCAACAGCAAACAUCUGCAAUGGAAACGUCUAUCGAAGGAAAUUCUAUACUUAUAGAAGAAGCAAAAAAAGAAUUACAAAGGGAAAAAGAUAUGUUAAAAAGAACCCGGCGUAUCUCAGACAGAGAAAAUUUGGAAAGUGAGGAAGAAAACGAGGAGAAUGAAUUCGAUACUGACAGUGAGGGAAAAGAUUUAGACGCAGAAACAAUGAAAGACGAGUUGUUAAAUUUAACUCAAGAUAUUGACAUGAAACAAAAACUUAUUGACGAGUUGGAGUUGUCACAGAGAAGAAUGCAAAUAAUGAGACAACACUACGAAGAUAAGCUACAACAACUGCAACUACGUAUUAGAAAUACUCAAGAAGAAAGGGACAAAAUUUUACAUUCACUUGGUCCGCAAACAGAGUCCAAUGACAGAAUUAAGAAAAUUAAAGAUGAAUAUACCAAAAAGUUGACUGACAUGCAGAAAGAUUUGAAGAAAUUGCAAGCAGCUCAGAAAGAACAUGUACGACUAGUUAGAAGUCAGAGUCAUCAUGAAAACCAAUUGAAAUCUUACAAAAACGAACUUCUGGAACUCAAACGUGCCAAAGUUAGGUUGAUUAAUAAAAUGAAGGAAGAAUCACACAAACAUAAAGAAGCCGAAAUGAAAAGAUUGAGGGAAAUAGCACAACUGAAAAAAGAAUCACGAAAAAAUGCCAGUAUGAUAAAAUCGAUGGAAGCUGAAAGAAAAAUAAAGGAUCAAGUCUUGAAGAGAAAACAGGAGGAAGUUUCUGUUUUGAGGAAGAGUCAAAGGGGCAUGUUGAGUUUGAAGGCAGCAGGACUUUUGAAUAAAAGUUUCACCGAGAAAUCGGCCAAACAGAGAUGGCUACGAAUAGAAAAAGCAAUAAACAAUAUCGCCCUAAACAAAAGAGGACUAGUAGAACAGGAGGUCAGAAUGGAGCACUUUUUGGAGAAACGAGAAGCUUUAGGAAAAGAACUAGAAGUCUUAGAAGCAAGGAGGAAACUGGCCAUUCAAAAAAAUCAAGAUCUUUCCCAGUUAGACAGCUAUAUAGAAGACAUAAAAGAAAACAUCAAUUACGUUCAAGAAACUAUAGCGGAAACGCAGCACAAUGUUAUGGAAAUUGAGGAAAAUCAAGACAAUAGUGAUAAUCAAGAUUUGCAAAACAUUGUUGAAACGAUAAUGGAUAUGGAAGAAGCAAAAUAUCUCAUAAAAAAACUGUACCUCAUGACGUUGAGUCAGAGCCACGCCGUAGCGCAGAGGGAUGCUAAAUUGAAGGAGAGUGAAGCCACCCUACAAGAACUGAGACAAGAAAACAAUGUGAAAGGCCAACUGUUAGAUCACGUCCUCCAUAAUGAAAUUCCAAUAUUUGGUAAAGAGCUCAUUACUAGUGUAUCAAGUAAUACUAAUGAUACAACCAGUUCUACCACUUCAACUAGGUCUUCCUCUCCAAUUGACUCACAAAUGCUUCCUCCACCAGAAUCUCAAGUGAAACCUAAAGUGAGAAGAAGACAAGCUAACACUGCAGAACUCCUUUUUGGAUCUCAAGAACAUAGUUCCUUGACAGAUAGCUUCCACUCCAGUAUUCCUAGGAUUUCAACUGGUUUGAAGAUGAAUUUAUGAUAGAGAACCGUCUUGCUCUAGAGGAAGGUCCUUGCCCAGAACCUUGUGCACAAAUGCCUAAUUCCAAUGUAAUACAUUGUUUAAGUGAAUUUGCUGUUAUUUAUUACAAAACAUUGUUGCUACUUUUAGUAAUUUUAUUGAUUUUUAUAAUGUUGUUGACGUAUUAAUAUAAUUAAUUUAUUUGCAUUUCAACUAAUAUAUGUAUAUCAAUUUUCUAAUGACAAUAUAGAAUUGAUCCAUC